Molecule: messenger RNA, 611 nt
Organism: Drosophila biarmipes
Lineage: Eukaryota; Metazoa; Arthropoda; Insecta; Diptera; Drosophilidae
Product: dynein light chain Tctex-type protein 2B
Exons: 3
Coding region: 33-560 (175 amino acids)
Biological process (GO): microtubule-based movement
Cellular component (GO): cytoplasmic dynein complex; cytoplasm
Molecular function (GO): dynein intermediate chain binding
Source: RefSeq, a predicted model, not a curated record
AAAAUCGACAGGCCAUCGGUUCAAGGAACACCAUGACCUCCUGGACCACCAUGAAAACGCGGAUAACCGCAUCGGUGCGCACCACCAACCGCAUGAAUGCGCUCCUCUCCGAGUCCAUGUUGAGCCGGCGGAGGGCCGCCCAAAAUCCGGAGGGCGAGGCAGCCGCCGGUGGGGAGGGCGGAGAGCCGCGGAAGGAGAAGCCCAAGAACGACUGGAAGUUCUUCCACACCAACUUCAAUAUGGAACGUGCCCAGAAGAUCAUCGAAGAUUGCAUCGAGGAGCGGCUGCUGUGGGACCGUUUCAGCCGCAAUUACGACUCUUGGCGAGCUCUGCAGCUGGUCGAAGGUCUGGCGGCCGAGAUACGCGACCGGGUCAAGAAGCUGAACCACAGGCGCCACCGCAUCGUCUGCCUGCUGUCCAUCGUGGAGAAGCAGAACCAGGGCGUCUUCCAGCGCAUGUGCCACCUGAUGGACGAGAAGCGGGACAACUUCACCCAGCUGGUCUUCGAGCGGCCCACGUACUUCAUGAUCGUGGUGGUGUACCUGGUCUACAAGGAUUAGGUGCGAAAUAGUUGCUUGUUAAUUACUGUUGUUAGGUUUAGUUAAGUGUAG